This is a messenger RNA of Rotaria sp. Silwood2, 2136 nucleotides long. Lineage: Eukaryota; Metazoa; Rotifera; Eurotatoria; Philodinida; Philodinidae. The record is from the annotation of a GenBank genome assembly.
AUGGAUGCCAUGUUCACAUUCAGUGAAGAAGAAUUGAAUGGAGUUGCUGUUCAUUCAUAUGACGAUUCAUCGAAUAGUAGUCCAUCAAUGUUGAACACACCCAUUGAAAAUAUUGGACGAAUACAAAUGAAACGACCAACAUCAUUAAAUGUAUCAAAACCAGCAGACCUUAUUUUACGUGAUUCAACAAAUGCUGGCGGUUGUAAAUCGGAAGGUUCGCCAAUCAAUAGCGUGCAAAAACGGCAACAAAAAAAGAAAAAACGUCGAACAGCUAAUUCAUAUUCGGAUAUAUCAUUUAAUGAUAAAUAUAAAUUAACUGAAGAAUUACUUGGAACCGGUGCACACGGAGUUGUCAAAACGUGUCGCGAUCGAGUAACAAAACAAGAAUAUGCCGUAAAAAUAAUAAGUAAAGCUCGUCAUCCAAAUCGUACACGUGUAUUUAAAGAAAUUGAUAUAUAUUAUCAUUGUCGUGGUUGUGAAAAUAUUCUAAGCAUUAUUGAUUUUCUUGAGGAUGAUGAUUAUUUUUAUCUUGUCUUUCAAAAAAUGGAAGGCGGUCCAUUACUCAAUCAUAUAAUGAAACGUGGCCGUUUGACGGAACGUGAAGCUAGUUUAAUCGUACGUGAUAUUGCUAAUGGUCUUAAUUUUCUUCAUUCGAAGGGCAUGUCUCAUAGGGACUUAAAACCGGAAAAUAUCUUAGUUGAACGUGCCGAUUCUAUAGUACCAAUAAAAUUAUGUGAUUUUGAUUUGGGCUCAGCUAUUCGUCUUAAUAGUAAUAAAACAACUCCAAUAACAACACCAGAAUUAUCAACACCUGUUGGUUCAGUUGAAUUUAUGGCACCAGAAGUUGUUGAUGCAUGGACUAGUCUUGAAGGUUCAUUACAAAUGUAUGAUAAACGUUGUGAUUUAUGGUCAUUGGGUGUUAUUAUAUAUAUAAUGUUAUCGGGUUAUCCACCAUUUUAUGGUACAUGUGGACAUACAUGUGGUUGGACAAAAGGUGAAGAAUGUGAACAAUGUCAAAAUUUAUUAUUUGAACGUAUACAAGAUGGUGAAUUUGAUUUUCCUGAUAAAGAUUGGCGAUAUAUAUCAGAUGAUGCUAAAGAUUUAAUAAAACGUUUAUUAGUUCGUGAUGCAUCAUUACGUUUAACAGCUGCUGAAGUUCUUCAACAUCCUUGGGUUAAAAAUAGUCAUGAAUUAAAUGAUCGACCGUUGAAUACACCUGCACUUUUACAACGUCAUAAUAGUAUUCGUUGCUUAGAGUCUUUCACAAAAGAUGCAUUAAGUAUAACUAAAAUGAUUGACGAACGUGAACGUAUGAUGUAUCAUCGAUCACGUAGUAUUGAUAGUAUACAUCAACGAAGUCGAAGAUCAUCAUAUGAUCAAAAUUAUCAAGAAAAUAAUAAUAAUAAUAAUAAUAAUAAUAAUAUUGAUGAUGAUGAUGAUGAUGAUGAUGAUGAUGAUUAUUUUAAUGAAUCAGAUUCAAGUGUUACACGAAUAUUAAAGCGACGUAUGAGAAAGAAAAAACGACAACAAAAUAAAACACAAUCAAAUAAUAAUAAUAAUAAUCAUAGGGACAAUGAUAAUCAAAAUUUUGAUAGUUUAAGACGAAGAUUAUCCAGUGCCACGAUGACAUCGGGUGAUGAAGAUGAUUUUUUAGCUUGUAGUUAUAAAACAGUUAUUCGUCGUCCAACACCAACAACAAUACCACAACUACAACCACCACCACCACCACAUUUUUAUUUAGCUUCAACAGAGAAUCCAAUGCAAACAUCCACACAACAAGAAAUCUUAGCACUUACACCAUCACCAAUAAUUCCAACUCCAACAACUCCAUUAUCUGUUUUUAUGCUUCCAUCACCACCUGUUAAUUUACCAAUACAUCAUAGAGCUCAUACAGAUACAGAUCUUGUUUUUUACAAUCAACAAUCUCUUCUUUAUCCCGUUCAUUGGUAUCCAUCUCCAACAUUUUUUUAUCCAAAUCAAAAUCCUUUACCAACAAAUUUUGUUUAUGGUCCUGUACCUUCAUUUGUCAUGCAUCCAAUACAUCAACAACAAGUUCGAAGUUCAUCAGCUGAUUGUCGUCGUACGGCAAAUAACGGUAGUGAACAUCGUGUUAUACAUCCUGAACGGGUUUGGUAG